AUUAUUACCCUGAGCCCCUGAGGCCUGGCUUAGAACUGCUACAGUGUUAUAGCCUUCAUCAGCCGCUACAGCUGUGGCGGCAAUUGGGGUUAGCGUUGUUGGACAGCCUUGAAGAUUUUAAUCUAUUAACGUUGUGAUCCAGCAGGCAUGUUCGUCAGCGAUGGACUCGCUUGGUCACUGAAGAGCUCAUCAUAUAGAACAACUAGUUAUUUUAGUCCAUUCAAUAGAAGAAGCAGAUCUUCUGCUGGUUUUUUGUCCUUGUUGAAUGUGACCCAUAUUUGCAGUUUCUCCAGCGAUGCAUUUUCUUCUAAAAGGAGUUCUUUAGUACCUGUGAUGUCCGCAAAGAAAGCUUCUGAAGGUUUGAAGCAGGAAGAUGGGAAAUAUAAGCACACCAUUGAUCUGCCAAAAACAACAUUUGGUCUCAGAGCAAAUUCAGUAAUCAGAGAGCCAGAAAUUCAAAAACUAUGGGAUGAAAACUAUGUUUUUAAAAGAGUCUCCGAGAGAAAUACUGGGGGAACUUUUGUCCUUCAUGAUGGCCCCCCUUAUGCAAAUGGUGAUUUACACAUAGGGCAUGCUUUAAAUAAGAUUUUGAAGGAUAUCAUUAAUCGUUAUAAGCUUCUUCAAAAUCAUAAAGUGAAGUAUGUGCCGGGUUGGGAUUGUCAUGGUCAACCAAUUGAGUUGAAAGUUUUGCAGUCAAUGGACAAUGAUGCUAGAAGAGAUCUAACACCCCAAAAGUUGAGGGCAAUGGCAGCUAAAUUUGCCAAAAGUACAGUGAAAAGUCAGAUGGCUUCAUUUAAGAGAUAUGGUGUAUGGGCAGACUGGGAUCAUCCAUAUCUUACUCUUGAUCCAGAAUAUGAAGCCGCUCAGAUUGAAGUAUUUGGCCAGAUGACUAUCCAUGGACAUAUCUAUAGAGGCAAAAAACCAGUUCACUGGAGUCCUUCAUCUCGAACAGCUCUUUCAGAAGCUGAGUUGGAGUAUAAUGAGGAGCAUGUAUCAAAGAGCUUGUAUACCAUUUUCAGAUUAGUCGAUGCUCCACCCGCUUCUGAAUAUUUGAAGGAAUUCAUUCCUAAUUUGUAUUUGGCAAUUUGGACAACUACACCCUGGACAAUUCCAGCCAAUGCAGCUGUUGCACUGAAUGCUAAACUUCAGUAUGCCAUUGUUGAAGUUCAAUCAGUGACAAUGGUCAAUUCUUUAACAAGAAAUGGAGCAAUGAUGCCAGGAAAGUUGUUGAAAUGUUUUGAGAACCUGUUCCUUGUUGUGGCACUGGAUCUUGUGUCAACUCUGGAGGCAAAAUGGAACUUAAAGCUUGUUGUGAAGAAAACUUUAUUGGGUGCAGAUCUUGAGAAUAGCCGGUACACCCAUCCCAUAGACAACCGAGAGUGUCCUGUUGUCAUUGGUGGUGACUAUAUUACUACCGAGUCAGGAACAGGGCUAGUUCAUACAGCACCUGGCCAUGGUCAGGAAGAUUACAUUACUGGCCUCAAAUAUGGCUUGCCAAUACUUUCACCGGUAGAUGAUGAUGGAAAAUUUACUGAAGAAGCAGGACCAUUCAGCGGCCUUGACGUUCUUGGGAAUGGGAACACUGCUGUCAUUCAAUACUUGGACGAACAUCACUCAAUGAUCCUGAUGGAGCCGUAUAAACACAAGUAUCCAUAUGACUGGAGAGAUAAGAAGCCUACAAUAAUCCGGGAAACUGAGCAAUGGUUUGCCUCUGUGGAAGGAUUUAGAGAAGCUGCAAUAGAUGCAGUCAAGGGAGUUAAUUGGGUACCGCCGCAGGCGGUGAAUCGUAUUUCUGCAAUGAUUUCUAGCCGCUAUGAUUGGUGUAUAUCCCGGCAAAGGACAUGGGGUGUUCCCAUUCCUGUAUUUUAUCACCUGGCAUCGAAGAAGCCACUUCUAAAAGAAGAAACAAUCAACCACAUUAGAUCGAUCAUUUCUCAAAAGGGUAGCGAUGCAUGGUGGCAUAUGACGGUCGAGGAUUUACUUCCUGAUAACUAUCGUGACAGAGCAUCAGAAUACAAGAAAGGGACAGAUACAAUGGAUGUUUGGUUUGACUCAGGCUCUUCAUGGGCUGCUGUGCUGGAAAAGAGGAGCGACCUUCAAUACCCUGCAGAUCUGUAUCUUGAGGGAACAGAUCAGCAUCGUGGUUGGUUUCAGAGCUCUUUGCUGACAAGCAUUGCAAGCAAAGGAAAAGCCCCUUAUUCUGGCGUCAUUACACAUGGAUUUGUCCUGGAUGAGAAAGGGCUCAAGAUGAGUAAAUCUUUGGGCAAUGUUGUUGAUCCCAGAACUGUAAUUGAAGGAGGGAAAAACCAAAAGGAAGCACCACCCUAUGGUGCUGAUGUUUUGAGACUAUGGGUUUCAAGUGUAGAUUAUACCGGAGAUGUACUGAUGGGCCCUCAAGUCCUCCGUCAAAUGUCUGAAAUGUACCGGAAAUUGCGAGGAACUUUGCGGUUUCUCUUGGCAAAUCUCCAUGACUGGAAUUUCGGCUAUGAAGUUCCAUACUGUGACCUUCCAAUCAUUGAUCAGCAUGCACUAUUUCAGCUUUCCUCCAUUGUGAAAAGCAUCAAAGAAAGCUAUGACAAUUAUCAGUUUUAUAAGAUUUAUCAGAUUGUUCAACGCUUUGCCAUUGUUGAUCUCUCCAACUUUUACUUUGAUGUAGCAAAAGAUCGACUGUAUGUUGGUGGGAGUAGUAGUUUUGCAAGAAGAAGUUGUCAAACUGUUCUUGCUACUCAUUUACUUUCAAUUACACGGAUAAUUGCUCCAAUUUUACCCCAUCUGGCUGAAGAUGUCUGGCAGCAUCUUCCUUUCCCGUAUAAUACUGAAGAUGGAAAUGGAAAUGUUGCCAAGUUUGUCUUCGAGUCAGGCUGGCCAGUAACAAAUGAGAAACAUCUUUCCUUCCCAGUGGAAGACAUCGAUUUCUGGGGCAAAGUUCUUGAGCUGAGAACUGAAGUGAACAAAGCACUCGAAGUUGCACGUGCUGGGAAGUUGAUCGGUGCCAGUUUAGAGGCAAUGGUCUAUCUGCACACUUCGGAUACCACACUUGCUGUACGGUUAAAGGAAGCAGCACAUGAACCCAAAAAUGAUGCUGAUGCAUUGCAUCGGAUCUUUAUAACAUCCCAGGUGGAGGUCCUUUCAUCCUUGGAAGAUGAACAGAUUGAAGGAAUACCAUACACAGGAGAGUAUGUUAUUCAAGGAGGAAGUAAAGUCUGGAUUGGCGUGUCCCGGGCAAAGGGAGAGAAAUGUGAAAGAUGCUGGAACUAUUCACCUCAAGUUGGUUCCUUUGAUGAGCAUCCUUCACUUUGCAGCCGAUGUCAUGAUGUCGUCACCAAAUAGGCAUCUCCCUGUGCUGAGUACACGGCAGAGGAAGUUACACAAGCCCUAGUGCAAUGAACAUGAGUGAUAUGGGGAUUAUACUGUGCUUCACAACGAAGCCCGUUUGCAAUUUUUUACUCCGUAUUAUUUAGGAAGCAGAAAAACUCUUGUCCCGAUUUUGAUUUAUGUAGUCUUACAAUGUUAUAUGUGGUCACUAACCUAAUAAUGACCUCAAUUGUUGAAAUUCCUCUUAACAAAAUUGUCACCGGUCCAGGUAAAUAGUUUGGUUGACGAAUUACUUUUAAAAAACAUACUCCGUACUUUAUUUCAUGAGUACUGAUGGAGCGAGGAAUCUGUGUGUUUUACCUA
Messenger RNA from Cuscuta europaea, 3678 nucleotides. The record is from the annotation of a GenBank genome assembly. Lineage: Eukaryota; Viridiplantae; Streptophyta; Magnoliopsida; Solanales; Convolvulaceae.